AUGGAUAUGGGUAGUGUAACAGACGCGGCGAUAGCGUAUGGGGAGGCUUUUUGUGUGAUAGCCAAAGCAGAAGCCCAUCCAGCCGUCAAUUUGGGUAGAAAUUAUAAUGCAAGUGAACGAUGGCAUGUUUGUCUGGGUUAUGUGGCAGACACCAAGUUGCGACGAGUACUAAACACAUGUGAUGACAUUCCUGUAGUUGGUGUGGUGCGAGAAAGCGUGUGUGACGAUUGUGUGCGAGGCAAGAUGGCAAACUGUCUAAUUGUCAUAGAUCAGGAGGACAGUGAAUUCGACCAGUCCGUUCGAGAUUGUGCACACGAUAAUCGUGGGUCCGAAGAAGCCAGAGCCCAUUGA
Molecule: messenger RNA, 351 nt
Organism: Plasmopara halstedii
Lineage: Eukaryota; Oomycota; Peronosporomycetes; Peronosporales; Peronosporaceae
Exons: 1
Coding region: 1-351 (116 amino acids)
Source: RefSeq, a predicted model, not a curated record